Molecule: messenger RNA, 1356 nt
Organism: Saccharomyces paradoxus
Lineage: Eukaryota; Fungi; Ascomycota; Saccharomycetes; Saccharomycetales; Saccharomycetaceae
Gene: PIR3
Product: beta-1,3-glucan linked protein
Exons: 1
Coding region: 1-1356 (451 amino acids)
Biological process (GO): fungal-type cell wall organization
Cellular component (GO): fungal-type cell wall
Molecular function (GO): structural constituent of cell wall
Source: RefSeq, a predicted model, not a curated record
AUGCAAUAUAAAAAAUCAUUAGUCGCCUCCGCUUUAGCUGCUAGUUCUUUAGCUGCCUAUGCUCCGAAAGACCCAUGGUCCACUUUAACUCCAUCAGCUACUUAUAAGGGUGGUAUAACUGAUUAUUCUUCUACUUUCGGUAUUGCUAUUGAAGCUGUGGCUACCAGUGCCUCCUCCGUCGCCUCAUCUAAAGCAAAGAGAGCUGCCUCCCAGAUAGGCGAUGGUCAAGUACAGGCUGCCACUACUACGGCUGCAGUUUCUAAGAAAUCCACUGCUGCUGCCGUAUCUCAAAUAACUGACGGUCAGGUUCAAGCUGCCAAGUCCACCGCUGCUGCCGUUUCUCAAAUAACUGACGGUCAGGUUCAAGCUGCUAAGUCAACUGCUGCUGCUGUUUCUCAAAUAACUGAUGGUCAGGUUCAAGCUGCUAAGUCAACUGCUGCUGCUGUUUCUCAAAUAACUGAUGGUCAGGUUCAAGCUGCCAAGUCCACCGCUGCUGCCGUUUCUCAAAUAACUGACGGUCAGGUUCAAGCUGCCAAGUCAACUGCUGCUGCUGUUUCUCAAAUAACUGAUGGUCAGGUUCAAGCUGCUAAGUCAACUGCUGCUGCUGUUUCUCAAAUAACUGAUGGUCAGGUUCAAGCUGCCAAGUCCACCGCUGCUGCCGUUUCUCAAAUAACUGACGGUCAGGUUCAAGCUGCUAAGUCAACUGCUGCUGCUGUUUCUCAAAUAACUGAUGGUCAGGUUCAAGCUGCCAAGUCCACCGCUGCUGCCGUUUCUCAAAUAACUGACGGUCAGGUUCAAGCUGCCAAGUCCACCGCUGCUGCUGUUUCUCAAAUAACUGAUGGUCAGGUUCAAGCCGCUAAGUCAACUGCUGCUGCUGCCUCUCAGAUUUCCGAUGGUCAAGUCCAGGCCACUACCUCUACUAAAGCUGCUGCCUCUCAGAUUACUGAUGGUCAGAUACAAGCUUCUAAAACUACCAAUGGAGCUAGUCAAGUAAGUGAUGGCCAAGUUCAGGCCACUGGUGAGGUAAAAGACGCUAAUGAUCCAGUCGAUGUCGUUUCUUGUAAUAACAAUAGUACCUUGUCAAUGAGCUUAAGCAAGGGUAUCUUAACCGAUAGGAAGGGUAGAAUUGGUUCUAUUGUUGCCAACGGACAGUUCCAAUUCGAUGGUCCUCCACCACAAGCUGGUGCUAUCUAUGCUGCUGGUUGGUCCAUCACUCCAGAAGGUAACUUGGCCCUUGGUGAUCAAGACACCUUUUACCAAUGUUUGUCUGGUGACUUCUAUAACUUGUACAAUAAGCACAUUGGUUCGCAAUGCCAUGAAGUUUAUUUGCAAGCUAUAGAUCUAAUUGACUGUUAA